Messenger RNA from Dibothriocephalus latus, 2022 nucleotides. The record is from the annotation of a GenBank genome assembly. Lineage: Eukaryota; Metazoa; Platyhelminthes; Cestoda; Diphyllobothriidea; Diphyllobothriidae.
AUGUUUGUUGCCGAAAUUAGCAACUAUUUUUCUAACAAUGUAAUCUGUACCGCCAGCGAAAAGCCUCAUUGCAAGUUUCAACUUACACAGUGGACAGAUCUGGAUUCUUCAAACUUACUUGGGAAGGUGGAUACCGAGGCGAGGGCUUGGAACAUUUUCGGAUUCGACUUGCUGCUGGUAGAACCUGACUAUCGACCGGUGCUGCUCGAAGUGAACAGCAGUCCAAGUCUGCGGAUUGACUGCAUGCGGCCGCUGGUGCAGCCCAGUAGCUGCAAACACGGCCUUAAUCCCGCCAUCAUGCACUCAUCCAAGUAUGCGGCCUUCUCACGCAGUCGAGUGGAUGAGCAAGUGAAGACUGGCUUGCUAAGGGCUACUCUCAGUCUGAUUGGCAGUCGUCUACUCUUUGAGCGGAUGAGUAUGGACUCACCGGAGAAGGCAUACGCCUUCUUGAAUGCCUGCGGCUACCAGACGCCGGCUAUUCCGAUGGAGCCUAAGACAGCUGAGACACCGGUAGAGGCAUUGGAGAUUGCGAAAAAGCCUCCCUCCAGGGAGGAGUUGAGAAACUUUUAUGAGCCAGCCUCAUCGUCUUACCUCGACUUUGAGACAGCAAAUGGAACGACGCAAAUGCGACUAGGAUUUGUUACCACAACUACUGGCAUCACAACCACCAGCACUAACACCGCCACAACCAUCACCACCAGCACUAACACCACCACAACCAUCACCACCAGCACCGUGGGCAAAAAGUAUGAGAACGCGAGCGACACCAACAUGCAUACUCCGUGCCUACUUAACACAGAAUCUCCAGUUCCUCCUCCGAAUCGUGAUAAUCGUGUUAAACAACCAACGCCCUUCGCCCCUACUUUUUGGGACUGCAGCCAGAGUCUCCCACGUCUAACACAAAAGAACUCGCCUCCUGAGUUGAGGACCGUUCGACGACACAAUCCAGAUUUCCCCUCGCAGUGGAUGCACGACCGCCUGUCGCAGAUCUACGAUAUUGGACGAAAGCCGCGGUCACCCAAAGUUCCUUCACUGGAAGUCAACCUGGAGGAGAUUGUGCCCAGAAGCCCACCCUGUUGGCCGCCUCUUCGUAAACGUACCCUGUCUGCCGUUUACGGGCGCCAGCAUGUCAACGAAAAACUCACCGCCUCCUUCCUGGACAGGCGAAGGGUUGCCAAUUGUCGGGAUUCACGUAAUCUCCUGCAUUGCAUAUACUCCGAGGACAAUGUUUACUUUCCAUGCCCGCCGGAGGGAGAGCAUACGCGGGAUACAGAAUGCGAAAUCAUCUCCUGUCGCACACUUUCUUCCCUUGAGAACACCUCACUUAACCCUGGUUCUCUCGCCCAAACUUUCCCUUCCUUCGAGGCCUCCAAGAAUACCGAUAUUUGUGAGACUGCAGCCGGCGGUGACAUUGUUAAAAACGAGGAGGCAAGUUCGCCGGAUAACAUGACCAGUCUUCAGGUCGAACAGACUAUGCCUUCACAAGAUCAGACGGAAACCAAGACGGAGCACGCUGAAGUUGGUGGCAUCGCGGAACCCAACGAAAACCAAUCAAAUGCACAGAGCUAUGGGAGUUUGACUGCUGAGCCCAAAACGUCACUGACCGCAAGAAAAAGGCGACUUCCCAAGGCGGCGACGGUUACCGAUCUACGCUUGUUGGAUAAACUGGCCGAUAUCUUCAUCACCAUCCUUUCUGAGAGGCGCCUAGUUGAACAGCAAAUUGUCUCCGGAAUCGACCAUUGCUCUGCCGCGAAUUUCCCCUACGUCAUCCACUUGGACAGUUCCGGAAGGACCUUGAGCGGUCAUCAUAUACAUCGUUUGGACUGCUCUUUGGGUGUUGAGGUGCUCACACCUCGAAUGGACAGCUCUGGUUUUCGCAGUUUUGUACAGCGAUGUCAUUUGCGGAAUUUCGGUAUGAACAUCCAUGAUCUCGAGCUAAUGUACAUGAAGCAUAAAAUCUUCUGGUUCCGUGUCUACGAGUCUGACUGCGUCGAAGCAGAAAGUGGUGAGUCCCUAAAGUAG